UGCAUGGCCUGGGGCUUCUGGGGUCUGGGUCAUUCUUGGCUUCAAAGCUGUGCAUGAGCCUUCUCUUUCAGGGAGCCCUCUUUAACUGCAGCCUGUAUGUGGGCUUCUCCCUUGCCCCUGCUUCUCUAGUCUAGAACUUGUAGCUCUGCAUCUGAAUAGUCAGCUUGGGCGCUGUAGGGUGCUGCUUCCCAUGAUCCCCUGUGCCCAUCCCAGAACCCAGUACAUGGUAGGGACUCAAUAAAUGUCAACUGAGCCGGGUGUGGUGGGGUUCCUGGGCCAUGGAAGACCUGGCACUUACUCAAAUGGUCCCAAGGCCCCUCCAGGACAGGGGGGCCUGGUGUUGAGAUUACUGUGGCUGCCACCCUGACCAGGUCCUUGCCAGCUUCUCCUCUGACCCUGGGCAGGUACCUGAGCCUCUUUGAGCCUCAGUGUCCUCAUCUGUUAGAUGGAGACUAUUGUGACACCUCUAGUGAGAGUACAGUGGGAACUGAGAGAGGUGGAACUGAGCAAAAUCCUGAGCCAGGGUUCACUAUUGACCACAGCAGGCGGCUGAGAAGAAUGUUGGAUCCCCGGCUCCACGGCCCACCAGCCAUCUGGGACUGGCAAACCCACAGGAACGGAAGGUUCCUCAGGGACCACAAAGCCCAUGUGAGGUCCCUACUGCUGAAGGGAUUCUGAGGACAGGAGGAGCCAAAUUACCUAUCCAGGGUCACCCAGCCAAGGCGGGUUAGGACCUGAGUUUGGUGGCUCUCAGGUCUGGCCAAUUUCUUUUUCUUUUUUUUUUUUUUUUGGUGGAGUCUUGCUCUGUUGGGUCGGGCAGGAGUGCAGUGGCACGAUCUUGGCCCACUGCAAUCUCCAUCUCCCAGGUUCAAGUGAUUCUCAGGCCUCAGCCUCCUGAGUAGCUGGGAUUACAGGCAUGUGUCAUGACGCCCAGAUAAGUUUGUUUGUUUGUUUUUCCCAGACUGAGUUUCACUCUAAUGCUCAGGCUGGAGUGCAGUGGUGUGCUCUUGCCUCACUGCAAUGUCUGCCUCCCAGGUUCAAGUGAGUCUUGUGCCUCAGCCUCCCAAAGUGCUGGGAUUACAGGCAUGAGCCACUGCGCCCAGCCCCUGGCCAGUUUCUGCACACCAGUGGCUGAGGAGGGAGCUGGCCUGGGAGGAACGCCGGGAGGGGAGGGGCGAGCCAGGAGCCAGGACCCCGGGACCCUCCGAGGAGUGGAUUAGUGCCUCCCUCAGAGUUAGGACAUGGCCUUGGGUCCAACAGGCCUAAGUCUGAGUGUGUGUGUUGUGUGGCCUUAAACACAUCACUCCCUCUCCUGCACCGUCCAGCCUCUGUUUUCCACCUUCUGUUUUCUCAUUGAUAAGAUAGGCCUGACCAGGUCAUUCAGGGAAUGAAAUGGAAGUGCUUAGCAAGACCUCUGUAAGUGGAGGCUGCUGCUGUCACUGUUGCCAUUAUCCUACCUCUCCGCUCCACCCACCUCCUGCUCCUCUUCUUUAACCCUCAGCCCUUCCUGAGUCGGACUUUAACCUGGCCAAGUCAGGGCUCUGUCUCAGGACGCAUGGAGCCAGGGCUGGAAGUCUCCACUGGGUAGGCGCCAGGCAGCCCCUGCAGGUUGGGGAGGUGGAGGCUGCUGGAGUCGAGAGGAGCCAGCUCGCCAUGGCCAAACAGCUGCAGGCCCGAAGGCUAGACGGGAUCGACUACAACCCCUGGGUGGAGUUUGUGAAACUGGCCAGUGAGCAUGACGUCGUGAACUUGGGCCAGGGCUUCCCGGAUUUCCCACCACCAGAAUUUGCCGUGGAAGCCUUUCAGCACGCUGUCAGUGGAGACUUCAUGCUCAACCAGUACACCAAGACAUUUGGUUACCCACCACUGACGAAGAUCCUGGCAAGUUUCUUUGGGAAGCUGCUGGGUCAGGAGAUAGACCCGCUCAGGAAUGUGCUGGUGACUGUUGGUGGCUAUGGGGCCCUGUUCACAGCCUUCCAGGCCCUGGUGGACGAAGGAGACGAGGUCAUCAUCAUCGAACCCUUUUUUGACUGCUACGAGCCCAUGACAAUGAUGGCAGGGGGUCGUCCUGUGUUUGUGCCCCUGAAGCCGGGUCCCAUCCAGAAUGGAGAACUGGGUUCCAGCAGCAACUGGCAGCUGGACCCCACGGAGCUGGCCGGCAAAUUCACAUCACGCACCAAAGCCCUGGUCCUCAACACCCCCAACAACCCCCUGGGCAAGGUGUUCUCCAGGGAAGAGCUGGAGCUGGUGGCCAGCCUGUGCCAGCAGCAUGAUGUGGUAUGUAUCACUGAUGAAGUCUACCAGUGGAUGGUCUACGACGGGCACCAGCACAUCAGCAUUGCCAGCCUCCCUGGCAUGUGGGAACGGACCCUGACCAUCGGCAGCGCCGGCAAGACCUUCAGCGCCACUGGCUGGAAGGUGGGCUGGGUCCUGGGUCCAGAUCACAUCAUGAAGCACCUGCGGACCGUGCACCAGAACUCCGUCUUCCACUGCCCCACGCAGAGCCAGGCUGCAGUAGCGGAGAGCUUUGAGCGGGAGCAGCUGCUCUUCCGCCAACCCAGCAGCUACUUUGUGCAGUUCCCACAGGCCAUGCAGCGCUGCCGUGACCACAUGAUACAUAGCCUACAGUCAGUGGGCCUGAAGCCCAUCAUCCCUCAGGGCAGCUACUUCCUCAUCACAGACAUCUCAGACUUCAAGAGGAAGAUGCCUGACUUGCCUGGAGCUGUGGAUGAGCCCUAUGACAGACGCUUCGUCAAGUGGAUGAUCAAGAACAAGGGUUUGGUGGCCAUCCCUGUCUCCAUCUUCUAUAGUGUGCCACAUCAGAAGCACUUUGACCACUAUAUCCGCUUCUGUUUUGUGAAGGAUGAAGCCACGCUCCAGGCCAUGGACGAGAAGCUGCGGAAGUGGAAGGUGGAGCUCUAGCCCUGAAGUCACGCCUUGGCCCUGACAUCCCCACAUGCCCGCAGAGAUCCUCUUUGAGUGUCUGUCUUUGUCCAGGUUUCAGACAUUUCUAGGUUGGGGAAGAUGCUAUUGGGAAACCUCUUCUCUGUGACAGAAUGUUCUGGGUGGGAGCCGCCCUUCUUCAUCUUAGAGAACCAAGUGCCUCCUGUCUGAAAGGUGAGGGUGGCCUGACCUGGGCCUCUCCCUGCCCCUCCAUAGGUGGGUUUGUAGGGUCUUGUGUUGCUUCUGGUCUCUCCAGGCUUGGCUGAGACGGACGGUAGACUUCCACCAUGUACCGAUCACAUCCCAGCUCUGCGUGGCCCCUGCUAAGGCUCGGGUAUAACCUCACCUUCCCUGGCUCAUCUUGGCCUUGGGGAGUUGCCUUUAGGCUUGAGUCCUCAAGCCUCUCCUUUUCGUCCAUAAUAAAAUGUUUAAGUUAUUCAGA
This is a messenger RNA of Gorilla gorilla gorilla (western lowland gorilla), 3385 nucleotides long. RefSeq names its product kynurenine aminotransferase 1 (gene KYAT1). Gene Ontology annotation, biological process: biosynthetic process. Gene Ontology annotation, molecular function: L-kynurenine:2-oxoglutarate transaminase activity; pyridoxal phosphate binding. The record is from RefSeq and is a predicted model, not a curated record. The transcript has 13 exons. Lineage: Eukaryota; Metazoa; Chordata; Mammalia; Primates; Hominidae. Gene Ontology annotation, cellular component: cytoplasm; mitochondrion. Bases 1654 to 2922 code for a protein of 422 amino acids.